AAAAUUUUCGGGGCGUGUCAGCUUGUAAAUAAUAAAGCUGUUGCUUCAAACAAACAUCUUCCUGUGACGAAAAGACUCCUGAACACUGAGGACUACCAGAAAAGUCUCUGUCAACACAAUGGCAUCACCAACCAUCACGCCGCUGUCCAAGGCCAACACCACCUUCUCUCUGGCUUUGCUCAAAAAGCUGGGAGAUAACGACAACACUGCAAAUGUCUUCUACUCCCCUUUCAGCAUCUCCUCAGCCCUCGCUAUGGUGAUGCUGGGGGCCGGCGGCAACACACACACACAGAUGUCAGAGUGCCUGAAAACCAAGGACUGCCAGGAUGAAGUCCAUGUCAGCUUUGCCCAGCUGCUGAAGGAGCUCAACAAGGCUGACGCUCCGUAUGCCCUCAAUGUGGCCAACAGGCUGUACGGGGAGCAGUCCUUCCAGUUUGUUGAGGAUUUCUUAGGAAAAACCAGGAAGCACUACAAUGCAGAGCUGGAGUCUGUGGACUUUAUAAGAAACUGCGAGGCAGCCAGGGUCAACAUCAACACCUGGGUGGAAGAAAAGACACAAGGUAAAAUUAAGGACGUGCUGGCCAAGGGUGUGGUGCACAGCUCGACCAUGCUGGUGCUGGUCAACGCCAUCUACUUCAAAGGCAACUGGAACAAGCAGUUUCAGGAGAGUGCCACACGUGAUGCUCCGUUUAGAGUCAAAAAGAAUGACACCAAGCCUGUGAAAAUGAUGUACCAGAACACCAAUUUCCCUCUUACGUACAUCCCUGAAGCCAACUGCCAGAUCCUUGAGAUGCCUUACAAAGGAAAGGAGCUCAGCAUGCUCAUCUUUUUACCAAACAAGAUGGAAGACAGCUCAACAGGUCUGGAGAAGCUGGAGAAGGAGCUGUCCUAUGAGAACUUUGUAGAGUGGACUCGUCCUGACAUGAUGAGGGAUAUUGAGGUCCAGGUGGGGCUACCUCGGUUCAAGAUGGAGGAGAGUUAUGAUUUGAAGAAUGUCCUGAUGAGCAUGGGCAUGGUGGACGCCUUCGACAUGAGAACAUGUAACUUCUCUGGCAUGUCCCCUGCCAACAACCUGGUACUGUCCAAAGUCGUCCACAAGGCUUUCGUGGAGGUCAACGAGGAGGGAACUGAGGCUGCUGCUGCCACUGCUGCCACUGCUAACUCGAUGCUGCCUUGUGCCAUGCGUCCAGCUACCUUCAUCGCAGACCACCCCUUCCUCUUCUUCAUCCGACACAACCCCUCCAAGAGCAUUCUCUUUGCUGGCCGAUACUGCUCCCCCGAGUGA
This is a messenger RNA of Centropristis striata (black sea bass), 1285 nucleotides long. Its product is annotated as leukocyte elastase inhibitor-like. Gene Ontology annotation, biological process: negative regulation of endopeptidase activity. The transcript has 9 exons. Bases 119 to 1285 code for a protein of 388 amino acids. Gene Ontology annotation, molecular function: serine-type endopeptidase inhibitor activity. The record is from RefSeq and is a predicted model, not a curated record. Lineage: Eukaryota; Metazoa; Chordata; Actinopteri; Perciformes; Serranidae.